AUGCAGAGGUACAGCAAAAGCGACCAUAUCCUCGGCUCAUCCGAGUUUAAAACCUUCUACUCCGGUUUUGACCACAAGCAGGGUGUGGCUGUGGCCUGGUCUGUGAUUGAUCUGAAGUCAGGGGAAUGCACUGACCAGCUGGUGCGGACGCUCCAGCUCAUCCAGAGGGUCGAGCACGACCACAUCGUGCGCAUCCACGACUGGUUCUUGGACCCAGACUCGGGAAAGAUGCACGUGGUCACUGACCUCUUUAGGCCUGGGAACCUGCGGGACCUGCUAAAGGCUGCUGGGAGGAUCGAUGAAAUCGUGCUGAGGAGGUGGGGGUGCGACCUGCUGACUGCCAUCUCCUUUGUCCACAGCCUCGACGGCCCUCUCCGGAUCCGGAACCUGCGCAUGGGGAACGUGUUGGUGCAUCAGGACGUUGGGGUCAUCAAGCUGGAUCUGCUGAGCGUCUCGUUCCUGUUCACAUCCCACGGGUAUGCCAGGGAGAGGGUAGAGGCGAUCAGGGUCAUGUCCCCUGAAUGUUUGCUCGGCCCAACCGAUGAGAAGGUGGAUAUCUACGGAUUUGGUAUGGUCAUGCUAGAGGCAGCCACCAGGCUCCAACCGUACAAGGAGUGCAGCACGGUUGCGAGCCUCUAUGACAAAGUGACCCACUUCCAGCCCCCGAAAGCUCUCGGUCAGGUACAGGACAAAGGCCUGCAGGACAUCAUAAAGAGGACGCUGCUGAGGGCGUCCGAGCGGCCCUCUGCGCACGACUUGCUCAACCUCCCCUACUUUCGUUUCGAGCCUAGCCUCUGGGGUAUGCAUGUGGUGGUGAUUGAUGACGACCCAGUGAACCUCAGGAUGUGCACCAGGCUUUUGGAAAAGGAGGGCGUCACCGUUGUCCCCUGUAACACCUUCAACGAAGUGAUCACCCUGCUGUCCACCCGGGCUUUUGCAGCUCUCAUUACUGACAUCGUCAUGCCUAACAUGGGCGGUUUCGAGAUGAGCGCAAGUUUGCGGCAACUGAGGUACAACUCGCUGAUGAUUAUUGGGAUCAGUGCGCACAAGAGAGAAGACCUUGACGAGCGCAUGGCAGAGAGUGGGAUGGAUGCCUUUCUCCUGUUGAGGCGCCAACAACGCUCGAAAGGGCAGGCGAUUGGAGCGUCCGGAAUGGUUGUCUUCGGCGCGUUCUGGAGAGCGACAGGGUGUGGCGCCAGCGCUGCGUUCCACGAGUUUUCCAACUUUUACACUUCGAACCUGCAGUACCACCAUGUUGAGGGCUUUUUCCAGGCAGCCAAGUUCCAGGGCACCGACCCAGAGUACUUUGAGCGAGUGCGUCUCACCAGCUGGCCGCGAUCCGCGAAAGCGCUCGGGCGGCGCCGUCGCAUGACGGCAGAACAGCUCAAGGCCUGGGAAGCACGCAAGGACGGCGUGAUGGCAACAGUGCUGCGCGCCAAGUUUGAGCAACACCCGCAGCUGCGGGAGCUGCUCUUAUCCGACCGGCGGCAGUCCACUGGUAGAGAAGCCGGCACGCGGCGAUAG
This is a messenger RNA of Klebsormidium nitens, 1524 nucleotides long. Lineage: Eukaryota; Viridiplantae; Streptophyta; Klebsormidiophyceae; Klebsormidiales; Klebsormidiaceae. The record is from the annotation of a GenBank genome assembly.